GUCAGUCGCUCGUGAGCCUUUGCUCCGGCCGAGUCGCCAGCACCGUUGCGCUUGUCAUUUUUCCGUCGUGUCGAGUGGAUUUGUGUACCGUUUCGAGACUUUUUGUUAGCCGAAAAAAACAAAACAAUCAAUGUUACUGGAAGGCUCCAGGUCUUGCGUGUGUUUGGUGCUGUUGUUCAUCGUGGCCACCACGGGCAACAGGAUGACACACUGGCUACAGCCAGAAUCAACAUCCGAGCAGCCAGCAGAUGAAGAUCCAUCUUUGUCGCCGACACAACCCCUUUGGAGGGUGAAGAGGAUCGUGACGAAAACAUCUUCAGCGGCGUUGAAGGAUCGCACGGAUGCGGUGGAAGCGUCGGUGGAGCGAUCCAACACUCUCCGCUCCCACUUGGUGACGCUCAUCGGCAUGCUCCGCAAGGACGGAGGAUUCAGUGAUUCGGCUGGUGAUCGGGAUCCUACGUGGAAAGCUCAAGACAUCCGCCUGGCCACCCACCUGGUCGCCACUUACUAUUUACUCAAAGACAACGGCUUCAAACCGCCGCAAGCCGGGAGAAGAUUGAAAGGGAACAGUGAUGACGACCGUCUCCUUGAUUUCAUGGCCGCCUGCUUCGUUCUCUUCAGCCAAAAUUCUGGCUUCGUCCGGCUGCCGGAUACGAAGCCUUCGGAGGCCCAGCUGACGGCCGAAGAAGAAGAUGAUUGUUUGCGUGAACUGACAGCCCUCUUCUUUGUUCUAUCCAGCGGCGGUGAUGUGUUCAAAAUGCUUUCGUCGACCGUGGGCGCCAGAGAAGCUGGCGGAAACCUCAUCGAUCAACAAAGACUGGCAGUCGAUUUUUCUGUGAAGCUGAGUCAAGCCAAUGGUCUGAAAUUGCCAUUCAAAGGAUGCGGCGAGAAUCGCGAUGAAGGCAAGCGAGGUCAAAAUGACUGGCCAUGGAUGGUCGCCUUGUUGGCAUCGCAUCAAAACAACCGUCUCUUUUGCGGCGGAGUACUUAUCAACGAAUGGUUUGUUCUGACAGCCGCCCAUUGUUUGAACGACAAACGGACCGAAGAGGUGACAGUCAGGCUCGGAGAAUUCCACUUUCGAUGGCCAAGCCUCUCGCGACGCGAUCACGAGGUAGAAAGGAUCGAUAUCCACGAAAAAUUCAAUCCGAAAACUUUUGAUUACGAUAUCGCCAUCAUUAAACUUUCGGAGAAAGCCGACAUGCGGGAUAAAGCUGGAAAUAGCGGAAACAUCUGGCCCAUCUGCUUGCCACCACCGGGAGUUCAACUAGAGAGCAAGAACGCCUUUGUUGCUGGAUGGGGUAAGACGUCACAUGGCGGUUUCCCCAGUGAAGUUUUACUCGACGCCAAUCUACCUAUCUGGCGACGCAACGAAUGCGAACAAGUGUUUCACAUCAGAAGUGAUCCUAUCGACUAUCGAUACCAGUUCUGCGCCGGACCAAAAGACGGCGAAGAAGAUGCGUGCGAUGGCGACUCUGGAGGACCGCUCAUGUACAAAAUGGAAUCCGGUCGAUGGGCUGUGGUUGGAAUCGUUUCAUGGGGUAUUGACGGCAAAUGUGCAGUAGCUGGACAACCAGUAUUUAUACAAGAGUAUCGACAAUCUCCGAUUGGAUUGACAAAAUAUCAUCGAUUUGAUCGUUGAGACAAGUGAGAUACCCCUUAUAAAUCCAAUUUUUAAAAAACCUUGAAAAAUCAAGCUAUAGUUGUGAUAUAUAUAUUCUGCCUUGUGUAAAAUUGUUCACGUUAGAAUUCAGUAGAAUGUACUACUACCUGGACAGAAUAUUUAGGCUAAUUCAAGUUUAUUCUGUGUCCCGUGAAUAUUUAUAAUGAAGCACGGUUUACUAAAGCAAAAAAAACAAACAA
This is a messenger RNA of Daphnia pulicaria, 1860 nucleotides long. Its product is annotated as plasma kallikrein-like. Gene Ontology annotation, biological process: proteolysis. NCBI's taxonomy places the organism in Eukaryota, Metazoa, Arthropoda, Branchiopoda, Diplostraca, Daphniidae. The record is from RefSeq and is a predicted model, not a curated record. Gene Ontology annotation, molecular function: serine-type endopeptidase activity. The transcript has 8 exons. The coding region runs from base 131 to 1639 and encodes 502 amino acids.